Molecule: messenger RNA, 2179 nt
Organism: Aedes albopictus (Asian tiger mosquito)
Lineage: Eukaryota; Metazoa; Arthropoda; Insecta; Diptera; Culicidae
Gene: ApepP
Product: xaa-Pro aminopeptidase ApepP
Exons: 4
Coding region: 257-2089 (610 amino acids)
Molecular function (GO): metalloaminopeptidase activity
Source: RefSeq, a predicted model, not a curated record
UAUAUCUUCCGACACACAGCACAAUUUGCUGUCAGUCUUGUUGCCGUCCGUCGUCGGAUCAAAACAGAGAAAGGCCAAAUAGCACAAGUCAUUACGUACCUAACACUGCACAUCGAAGCAACCGAAUUCAUCGCUGGGCCACUUUUGUUGACCUAGAAACCACGCAGCCUUGUCACCAGCAGCGUUUGCGUUCGCCUUCAAGUCCUAGUACACCUUCCACAGCGGCAGCAAACUGCAGCGCCUACUUUGCAACAAGAUGAGGCCCACCGGCGAAGUGGUGGCCGCUUUGCGUAGCCUGAUGAAGAAUCUCCCGAACAGUCUGGGAUCGAUCAACGCUUACAUCAUUCCCUCGGACGACGCCCACCAGAGCGAGUAUCUGGCCAAACGGGACGAACGCCGUGCCUUCAUCUCCGGGUUUGACGGAAGCGCUGGGACGGCUGUUGUUACCGACAAGGAAGCCCUCCUGUGGACGGACGGUCGCUACUACCAGCAGGCCGGUAAGCAACUGGACGAACAAUGGACGCUCAUGAAGGACGGCCAACCGACAACGCCCACCAUCGAUGCCUACCUGGCCAAGGUCCUCGAACCAGGCUCCAAGGUCGGAGUUGACGCCAAUCUCAUCUCCACCAGAGCAUGGAACCCACUGCAUACUUCGCUGAAGUCCGCCGGAUGCUCCCUUCUACCGAUCACACCCAACUUGAUCGAUCUGGUCUGGAAAGAUCAGCCUGCUGCCCCGCAGCAUCCCGUUGAACCCCUCUUGGUAGAAUAUACCGGCCAAACGGUUGCCCAGAAGCUGGACGCCGUGCGUGAAAAGAUGAACGACAAGCGAGCUUCCGUGCUGGUGGUCAGUGCCCUGGACGAAAUCGCCUGGUUCCUCAAUCUCCGCGGCUCGGACAUCGACUACAACCCGGUGUUCUUCUCGUAUGUACUCAUCACCCGUGACGAUAUGUACUUCUUUAUCGACGAGAAAAAACUCUCCGAAUCUAUUCACGAGCACUUCCGCACGAACGGAGUUCAGCCGAAAAUUCGGCCUUACGGCGACGUUCACCAGGUUCUGCGGACGCUCGCCGAGUCUUCGCCUGAUCGGGUGUGGAUAAGCUUGGGUUCUAGCUACGCCCUCACUGCGUUGAUCCCGGAGGAGAAGCGACUUCACGAGAUAACUCCAAUCAACCUGAUGAAGGCGGUCAAGAACGACACGGAAGCGGCUGGAAUGCGCGCCUGCCACAUCAGGGACGGAGUGGCCCUGUGUCAAUACUUUGCCUGGCUGGAACGAUCGCUGAAGGACGGCAAGGUGGUGGACGAGAUCAGCGGUGCCGACCAGUUGGAACUGUUCCGCAGCAAGCAGGACAAGUACAAGGGUUUGAGCUUCACGACGAUCAGCGCUUCGGGACCGAACGGAUCGGUGAUCCACUACCAUCCUCUGCCGGAGACCAAUCGCCCGAUCACCGAUAAGGAGAUGUACCUCUGCGACUCCGGCGCGCAGUUCUUGGACGGAACCACAGAUGUAACCCGAACGAUGCAUUUCGGAACACCCACUGCGGAGGAGGUUACUGCAUUUACCCAUGUUCUGAAGGGCCAAAUCGCGCUGGGGACGGCCAUCUUCCCGCGGAAGGUCAAGGGGCAGUUCUUGGACACGAUCGCGCGUAAGGCCCUUUGGGACGCUGGUCUGGACUACGGACACGGUACCGGACACGGCAUUGGGCACUUCUUGAACGUUCACGAGGGCCCUAUGGGCAUUGGGAUUCGUCUGAUGCCCGAUGACCCCGGACUAGAGGAGAACAUGUUUCUCUCCAACGAACCCGGAUACUACAAGGUGGGCAAAUUCGGCAUCCGUAUCGAGGACAUCGUCCAGGUCGUAUCGACCAACAUCGGCGACAACUUUGACGGGCGUGGAGCGUUGACGUUCCACACGGUCACGAUGUGCCCCAUCCAGACGAAGCUGAUCGACGUCGGGCUGCUGACGGAAAAGGAACGCACGAGCGUGAACCGAUACCACAAGACGGUGUGGGAAACGCUGUCACCGCUGCUGAAGUCGGCCGGCGAUGCCGAAACGUUGGCUUGGUUGCAGCGGGAAACGCAGCCGAUUUGAUCGGAGUAGGCGGAGCAGGGGCGGUCGCCCCGAGCAACAGACAUGUAUUGAACUAGAUAUUUUGAUGAAUAAAUUUAUGUCGAACCCGUA